AUUCGUGUCGCAACAGUGAGAGCGUGUAGACAUCUCAAGUUCGUAACUCUUGUAUUCACACAUAUUUAUACCUAUUAAACUGGGCUUUCACACACGCAGACACAUACAGCAGUGAGAGAGCGCGCGCGCACAUACCGAAAGUCAAGAAAACCAGCUUAGAGCGAGCUGACAAGUGUGUGUCUCGCAAACAGCAUCCGCGCCGUCUCGUGCAACGGAAAGAGUCAAAGCUACCUGUAUAUUUGGUGUCUUCUCCGAAAGCAGCGAACGCAGAGCGCAAAUAGCUCAGCCGCAGCUUUUCUUCGGCAGUUAAAAGUUUAACACUGAGCAUUGCAGUCGCCGUUUCUCACGUCUCAACGUAGCAUUUAAUAGUAGGGUGUGGUGCCAAAAAAUUAUUUAUUUUAUAUCUACAAAACACACACAAACGAACUCAAACGCACAAACUAGCAAAGAAGUUCGUUAAGAAUGUGGCUAAAGAUUAAGAUUGAUUUGUGGGCAGCGCUGCUGCUGCUGCUUGUUGCACUCGCCACGCACGCAGAGGCGCAACGGACGCCAACAAUUUCGUAUAUAACACAGGAGCAGAUCAAGGACAUCGGCGGCACCGUUGAGUUCGACUGUUCGGUACAGUAUGCCAAGGAGUACAAUGUGCUCUUCCUCAAAACAGACUCGGAUCCCGUCUUCCUCUCCACGGGCUCAACGCUUGUGAUUAAAGACUCACGCUUCUCGCUGCGCUACGAUCCCAAUUCUUCCACGUACAAGCUACAGAUCAAGGACAUCCAAGAGACAGACGCGGGCACCUACACCUGCCAGGUGGUCAUCUCCACGGUGCACAAAGUUAGCGCCAAUGUGAAACUCUCUGUGCGUCGUCCACCCGUAAUUUCCGAUAAUUCCACACAAUCGAUUGUGGCCAGUGAGGGCAGCGAGGUGCAGAUGGAGUGCUAUGCCAGCGGUUAUCCAACACCGAGCAUCACAUGGCGUCGCGAAAACAAUGCCAUUCUGCCAACGGACAGCGCCACGUAUGUGGGAAAUAUACUGCGCAUCAAGUCGGUGAAGAAGGAGGAUCGUGGCACGUACUACUGUGUGGCGGACAAUGGUGUCAGCAAAGGGGAUCGUCGCAACAUCAAUGUUGAGGUGGAGUUUGCGCCGGUUAUAACUGUGCCCCGUCCACGUCUCGGCCAGGCGCUGCAAUACGACAUGGAUCUGGAGUGCCACAUUGAGGCAUAUCCGCCACCAGCGAUCGUAUGGACCAAGGAUGACAUCCAGCUGGCCAACAAUCAACAUUAUACCGUAUCGCAUUUUGCCACCGCCGAUGAGUAUACCGAUUCGACGCUGCGCGUGAUUACCAUUGAGAAGCGUCAGUAUGGCGACUAUGUGUGCAAGGCAACCAAUCGCUUUGGCGAUGCCGAGGCGCGCGUCAAUCUCUUCGAGACGAUCAUACCCGUCUGCCCGCCGGCCUGUGGACAGGCGUACUAUGGCGGCGCCGAGCAUAUUGCUGCCUCGGCAUCAUCGCUUGCUCUGCUAUACAUUUUGUUAACGCUACUUUACUCCAGAUAAGCCAAAACGAGUAGCCAACCACGCAACCACGCAACCACCACCCACCAUGAUCCACAUCAAAUCCAUCAGCUCUCGAAUAUAGUAAACACAACACACACAUAUACAUUUAUCAAGUAUAUAGCUAUCGAUAAAAGAUAUCAUCUGUAGAGACAUUCUCCUUUCGAAAUGUGUCGCAAAUUCUACAUAUUCUUCAAGCCAACACAGCAUAUUUUAAUUUUGUUGUAUUUACUUUUCCCCUUUCUACUUACUCCUAUAUACUCCCAAGCUAUAAGACGUCCAACCUUAUGUAUUAAGUUAAGUAUACUAAGUUUAAAAUGAGCUCACGAACGAAUCACAGCGCCUCUUAAUCUAAUUUAGUACGAGCCUCUAACCCAAAUACCGACUCAAUUCAAAUCCCGUCCGUUAUCUAUGUUUUUUUCUGUAUAUUUUUUAAAUAUCUUUAUAAGGUAAUGACUCGAUAUAUAUAUAUAUAUAUAUUCUCGAUAUAGAAACACUCACAAACAUCACAAAAGAAAAAGAAGCCAACGCAACGCUGUCAAAAAUCCAUUCCGCUUACAUCAUGAUUAUGGGGAUAUUUUAUGUUUAUUAAAUAAAUAAUAAAGUAUUUUCGUGCUGCAAUGUAAUUAAGUUGAUAUAUCUGAUCAAUUCGAUUACAAUUCGAGAUACAAUUACAAAGAUACAAUUACGAACGAAUAGAAGCAACAACAACAAAUUUCAAACGUUGUGCACAUCAUUAGCUCUUAAGCUCAAUUCGAAAUAAACAAAAUACUUUUGAAUAACAAUUGAUACCC
Messenger RNA from Drosophila grimshawi, 2342 nucleotides. It is a transcript of the gene Lac, whose product is annotated as lachesin. The transcript is spliced from 2 exons. Gene Ontology annotation, cellular component: neuron projection. The record is from RefSeq and is a predicted model, not a curated record. Bases 463 to 1551 code for a protein of 362 amino acids. Lineage: Eukaryota; Metazoa; Arthropoda; Insecta; Diptera; Drosophilidae.